AUGUCAAGUUGGGCCGCGCCCCUAAACAACAUCAUGAUCCAACAGGUAGGAGUGACGUAGGUGAGAGGACAUUCAUGUCGCCUUCUGGCGGAUCAGGAGACAGAGAAAGAUGUUGGUCAGAAGAAGAAGAAGAAGAAGAAGAAGAAGAAGAAGAAGAAGAAGAAGAAGGAGAAGGAGGAGGAGGAGGAGGAGGAGGAGGAGGAGGAUGAGCAGGAGACUGUUCCUCGCGAGCUUGUGGGAGCACAAAACCAUUGCCGUUGCAGUUGCGGUCUCCGGCGUCCAAGAACGCCCUCACGCCCAACGUGGUCUGUGCCGAUGCAGGCAUUCAAGCCACCAGGGCAGGCAGUUUGUCCGCCUUCGGCACAGUGGCUUGGAUGGAUUGCACAUCUUCGUAGCACUUGUUCUUCACGUCAUCGAAGUCGAUCGCCUCGAAGAGGGACGUAG
Spirometra erinaceieuropaei is the source of this 444-nucleotide messenger RNA. The record is from the annotation of a GenBank genome assembly. Lineage: Eukaryota; Metazoa; Platyhelminthes; Cestoda; Diphyllobothriidea; Diphyllobothriidae.